AUGGUUUUUGAAGGAGUGAAUCUCAACUGUGAGACAAACAACACAGAACAUGGCACCAAAAAAAUCUCAAAGGAUCAGCUGAUUGUGAGGCGAGGCCAGCGGUUCACCGUGAAAGUUGAACUGACACAGCCGUUCAACCCCAAUCUUAACCCGCUCACCUUUACAGCAGUAACAGGAGAAAAUCCAUCUGAGGACCUGGGAACAAAGUCAUGCUUUGGUAUGCCAGACAAAAUCCAGCGUUCGCCAUCAGCAAAGGCAGUGUGGAAAGUGGAGCUAGAGAAGGGAUCCAACCCACCAACAGGCUCCUUGAAUUUGACCAUUACCUCCCCAGCUGACACUCCAAUCGGAAAGUACAACUUAACCGCCAGACAUAGGGAUGAGGAAACGUUGUUGGCAGAACUGGUUGUGCUCUUCAAUCCCUGGUGUCCUGAUGAUUCAGUGUUUAUGCGGGAUGAGACAGAGAGACAGGAGUUUGUGAUGAAUGAACGUGGUAUAAUCUACAAAGGAAGUGGGAACUACAUCACAUCUAUUAACUGGGACUUUGGGCAGUUUGAAGAGGACAUGAUGAAGAUUUGUCUGAAGAUGUUGGAUGUCAACCCCAAACACCUGGCAAAUGCAGCCAAUGAUGUUUCUGCUCGCUGUAACCCCAUCUACAUCAGCCGUGUGGUCAGCGCCAUGAUCAACAAUAAUGAUGACUGUGGUGUCCUGGAGGGACGGUGGUCAGCUCCAUUCUGGGGUGGAACUAUACCCUCUCACUGGUCUGGCAGCUAUCCCAUCCUCAAGCGUUGGUAUAACAUCGGCUGCCACCCAGUCAAAUAUGGACAGUGCUGGGUAUUUGCAGGAGUGAUGUGUUCAGUAAUGCGUCUGCUGGGCAUCCCAUGCCGUGUGGUCACCAACUACCAGUCAGCUCAUGACAGCAAUAAGAAUCUGAUCAUUGAUGUUUACCACGCUGACUAUGGAGUGAGAGAGAAAGAGACCAAGGACAGUGUCUGGAACUAUCAUGUCUGGUUAGAGUGCUGGAUGAGGCGAACUGACCUGGGAAAAGAUGGUAAAUAUGACGGCUGGCAAGUUCUGGAUCCAACGCCACAGGAGAAGAGCGAUGGUGUAUUCUGCUGCGGUCCAGCCUCAGUCAAAGCCGUCUUGAAUGGAGAAACAAAUCUAAAAUAUGAUGCCCCAUUUGUUUAUGCUAUGGUCAAUGCUGACUGCAUUGACUGGCUGUGUAAAGCUGAUGGCACAAUGGUGAAUAUUUUCUCUGACACCAAGAAAAUCGGACAGAAUAUCUCCACCAAGGCUGUUGGCUCCAACACAAGGCUGGACAUCACAGACAGCUACAAGUACAAGGAAGGGGCUAAUGAGGAGAGAACUGUAUUUAGAUAUGCCCUCACCAGAGAUUACUCCAGAGAUGAAGAGGAAAAGAACAAUAGAGGGACAAAUAAUCCAAUCCAGAAUGGAGGAACAACAAAUGAAACUGGGAAUGGAGGGACAACAAAUGAAACUGGGAAUGGAGGGACAACAAAUGAAACUGGGAAUAAUGAAACUGGGAAUGGAGGGACAACAAAUGAAACUGGGAAUGGAGGGACAACAAAUGAAACUGGGAAUGGAGGAAGGGGAGGGAACAACACAGAGGAUAAGACUACAAAUAAUACAAAUGACAGCAUCCUUCCACUUCCACAAAUAUCCAUGCGAUUUGAAGAGGUAUCCAAGCCAAUGGACGGUCAGGACGUGAGUCUGAAGCUGGUGCUGAACAGUGAGAGCACUGCCAGGCCUGUGUCCAUCAAUAUCAGCGUCCAGGCCAUGAGAUACAAUGGCUCACCGGUUGAAAACAUCCAGACUGAGACAAAGGAAGAGACACUGCAGCCUGGGAAAGAUCUGUCCAUUCCUAUCUUGGUCCCCUUCUUGGUGUACCACAAACACAUGGUAGGCUCUGACAGCAUGAAGAUUUCAGCUGUAGUCACAGAUAAGCUGGAGCCAAGAAAUGUAUACCUAGCAGUGAAUGAUGUCAUUCUGUUGAAUCCUCCUAUGUCCAUCACAGUUAAUGGUCCAGUGAGACUGAACCAAAGGACAGUUGCUGAAGUAGUUUUCAUGAACCCAAUCAACAAGAUGCUGACGGACUGCACUCUGACUAUCUCUGGAAGUGGUCUAGUGGAUGGGGAGGAAAAAUGCAUACUUCCAAAUCUGAGGCCAAGCAACAGGAUACGUAUCCAGUUGCCCUUUUUUCCCAAGAAGACCGGAAAGAAAACUCUCAUGGCUGACUUUGACUGCUCCUCCUUCAGAGACCUCAAGUGCACCUGCACUUUCGAUGUUCUACCAUAAAACCUACCAGUUUAAUUCAGGCUUAUAAUUCAUUCAUUCAUUUUUACACAACUCUGUAUAUAUAUAUAUAUAUGUAUAAAUUUUUGAGGUUGCUUUAAAAAGCAACCUUUGUGGGAUAAGAGAUAAUAGUUUUCUUUGUAUUUUUCCCUUCUUUCAUUCACUGAUUUUCAGAAGAAAAAACAAGUUUGUGCUUCUGGACAGAAAGUGCUGCAUUGAUGUUUCAUAUAAAUGCCGCAUUCACUGUCACCAUGUAUUCUGACACAAAAGCUGACACUACUACAUAUUUUAAGCUGUUACGGCCACUUUAGGUACAAACUCUCAGCUGAUGCUCAUGUGAAAAUGAAUGUUUACAUGUUAUUAAGAAUGUAGCUAAACCUGUUGUACAAACAGCAAACUGAAAAACAGACACCUGUAUUCUCACUGUGUGUUUUAUCAGACUCUGAGCUUUAUUAAUACUCUUAAAAUAUGUAUUGGUUAGUGUUCCUGCAAGCUUAUUCCUUCUCCUGAAGGAAGCUAGAAGCAAGCACAUGGCAAUCACAGCAGAACAGUAAUAUUUUCAAACGCUUGCCUGUCAGAUUUGCAUCUGCUAAAUGAACUGGAGCUCUUCAUAGUGUUUACGAAUGGUACGACACAGUAAGAUUUUCUUGUGUUUGCAUAAAUUUCUCUGGCCUGUUGAUGAGAAGGUGUUAAAGUGCCUCCCUGUGGUUGAGAAGUAAACUGGCCUAUACUCAUGUGUUUUAUUUGCACUGUAGAUUUUGUACAUUUUUAUGACUAUACAAAUAAAAUGUUUAUU
Messenger RNA from Neolamprologus brichardi, 3106 nucleotides. The record is from RefSeq and is a predicted model, not a curated record. Lineage: Eukaryota; Metazoa; Chordata; Actinopteri; Cichliformes; Cichlidae.